AGGCGCACGUUAGUAAAUCCACCACCAGAAUCGGAGUUGAUAGGUGGAGAAUUCAUCAAAAACAAAAAAAGGCACUGUUUGUGUCUUGCUAACCAAAAAAAAUCUUAUAAUAAAAAAAAAGAAACCGAAAUCUCUCUCUUUAAAGAUCUCUCAUCGCCGAUCUGUUUCUCAAUCGUUUGACAGUCAUCGGCUUUGUUUUAGCAAUGGCAGCUCCACCGGCGAGGGCUAGAGCCGAUUACGAUUACCUCAUAAAGCUUCUCCUCAUCGGCGACAGCGGUGUGGGCAAGAGUUGCCUUCUUUUGCGUUUCUCAGAUGGUUCCUUCACCACUAGUUUUAUCACCACUAUCGGGAUUGAUUUUAAGAUAAGGACCAUUGAGCUUGAUAGCAAACGAAUUAAGCUCCAAAUAUGGGACACAGCUGGUCAGGAGCGAUUCCGAACUAUCACAACUGCUUAUUAUCGUGGAGCCAUGGGUAUUUUGCUGGUCUAUGAUGUUACCGAUGAGUCAUCUUUCAACAACAUCAGAAAUUGGAUUCGCAACAUUGAACAACAUGCUUCUGAUAAUGUAAACAAGAUUCUGGUGGGAAACAAGGCCGACAUGGACGAAAGCAAAAGGGCUGUGCCGACAUCCAAGGGCCAAGCACUUGCUGAUGAAUAUGGAAUCAAGUUUUUCGAAACUAGUGCAAAGACAAAUCUCAAUGUCGAGCAAGUUUUCUUUUCAAUAGCAAGGGAUAUAAAACAAAGGCUUGCUGAUACAGACUCGAGGAGUGAGCCUACAACAAUUAAGAUUAAUCAACCCGACCAAGCUGGUGGGGGCGGUCAAGCUGCGCAAAGAUCAGCAUGCUGUGGAUCUUAAGUGCAGAUUAUUAUUUAAUGGGGGCACUAAUUGCAGGUGACACUUUUGUCUGAAAAAAGAAAGAAAACUAAUUGUGAUUACUAGACAAUGAAGGCUUGUAACUUCUGUCUUUUAUUAUUCUUUUAAAUGAUGUUUUAGUGUGUGAAAGGUAGUUUAUAACUAGCAAAAACAUUGUGGCUUAACAGUUGUGCAUCAUGUAGCACACUUUGCUCCCUUUUUAGUAGAAAAUUAUUCGUGUGGUAUUUUCUCAAA
Mercurialis annua (annual mercury) is the source of this 1106-nucleotide messenger RNA. RefSeq names its product ras-related protein RABE1c-like. Gene Ontology annotation, cellular component: plasma membrane. Gene Ontology annotation, biological process: protein secretion; regulation of exocytosis. Gene Ontology annotation, molecular function: GTP binding; GTPase activity. Lineage: Eukaryota; Viridiplantae; Streptophyta; Magnoliopsida; Malpighiales; Euphorbiaceae. The record is from RefSeq and is a predicted model, not a curated record. The coding region runs from base 204 to 854 and encodes 216 amino acids. The transcript is spliced from 8 exons.